AUGCACCCACGAACACACGAAAACCCAUGCAACCUACACAUGCUAUAUCCCCCCGUUCCAGGCUUAGAGCCGUGUGGCAGUAGUGGCGUGAACAGGACAGUAGUGAUCACCUUCACCUGCUUUCCUGGUACGCUGGGCUUCCCCGUGUCUGUUGCGGGAGGUGAGAGUGAGUGCGUGUCUUACUUCGAAUGGCAAACUGAGGCUGCGUGUGAGGUGCAGCAAGUGACAGGGGUUGAGUGUGAGCUCAUAGUGCCAGUAUCGAAGGAUAUCAUCGAUCUGAAGGACUUGUGGAAUAUAAAUGAUGACUACGAG
Sphaeroforma arctica JP610 is the source of this 312-nucleotide messenger RNA. RefSeq lists its product as hypothetical. The annotation marks the transcript as partial. Gene Ontology annotation, biological process: lysosomal transport. The transcript has a single exon. The record is from RefSeq and is a predicted model, not a curated record. Lineage: Eukaryota; Ichthyosporea; Ichthyophonida. Gene Ontology annotation, molecular function: signaling receptor activity; D-mannose binding.